AUGAGCGACAUCAAGAUUUACACCGUCGACGAGCCCUAUCUCAAGAUUGACUGCGGUCUGGGCGAAGGCCCCUUCUGGGAGGAGGCCACCAACACCCUGCGCUUCGUCGACGUGAUCAAGCAGAAGCUCCACGCCAUCGACCUGAACAAGGGCCCCGAGUCGCACAAAGUCCUCGCCGACCUCGACAUCUCCAUAGGGGUAACCGCCGACAUCGAGGGCGACGACGACCACAUUUUCUUCGGCGGCAAGCAUGGCUACGGCAUCCUCAGCCGUAGCACCGGCAAAUACAAGUACAUCAGGAAGUAUUGGUCCGAGAAGGAGGUCGCCGACGGCAAGGAGAAGCUUUUCCGUGGGAACGAUGGCGCCGUCGACGCCAGGGGCCGCUUCUUCGUAGGCACCAUGAACGACCCGCUGGUCAAGAGCCCCGAGCCGGAAGGCACGCUCUUCCGCCUGGACCCUGAUCUGACGCUGCAUCGCGUGCUCGAGGACGUGCACAUCCCAAACGGCAUGAGCUGGAGCAAUGACAACAAGACCAUGUACUACACCGACUCACCUACCAAAAACGUCUUCGCCUUCGACUACGACAUCGACACGGGCUCUUUUUCAAACAAGCGCGUCUUCUACCGUGUCGAAGAGGGCGAGCACGGGGUGCCUGACGGCCACGCUCAGGACACCGAGGGCUACCUGUGGAUCGCCAUCCACGGCGCCGGAAAGGUGCUGCGCGUGUCGCCACAGGGCAAGAAGGUGGCCGAGAUCAGACUGCCCACCCGCUGCCCAACCUGCCCAGAGUUCGCCGGCGAGGACCUGUACAUCACGAGCGCCGCCGAGGAAAUGCCCGACCAGUUUCCCGAAAGCACUAAGCUGCACGGUAGCCUGUUCAAGGUCCACGUCGGAGUCAGGGGCGCCCCGUCGUAUCGCUUCAAGUACAAUGGUGAGAAGCCAUAG
Messenger RNA from Lasiodiplodia theobromae, 945 nucleotides. RefSeq names its product Calcium homeostasis protein. Gene Ontology annotation, molecular function: calcium ion binding; gluconolactonase activity. The transcript is spliced from 5 exons. Gene Ontology annotation, biological process: L-ascorbic acid biosynthetic process. Lineage: Eukaryota; Fungi; Ascomycota; Dothideomycetes; Botryosphaeriales; Botryosphaeriaceae. Bases 1 to 945 code for a protein of 314 amino acids. The record is from RefSeq and is a predicted model, not a curated record.